AUGGCGACAGAUAGUCUAUUAAGUAUCGACUUUGCAAAUCUCAAAGCGGACAUUCUCGCGCCGUUGGAGUCGGGCCAGGAACAGCCAGAUUCAGAACACACCCUGCACACAACAGUUCAGAUCUCGGCAGAGAGUGUCGUUCAACUUACCCUUCCCGAUACUGAAUCAGCCUCUGUGCCACAACUCCCCAGCACUGUCCCCGAGUCUCAGUUGAUCCUCACAAAUGCCGAAAGUCAACUGCAAUUCCUUCCGCCUGCGCCCGUGUCGAACAAAGCAGAAGCCACGUCACAGAAGAUGACCAGUCAAGGGAGCGAUGCUCCGACUCAAGAACUGUCUCCUUCGGACUAUGAGCCUCUUCUCAAUCGCAGCAGAAGCGCUAGACAACUGCAAGACCCAGAGUACGGCCUUGAGCUGGACCAAGGCUUUGAAGAAGAGACUGGAGCAACACUGCAUGAGGGCGAUGAAGGUCACAUUGAUCUGAUCUCAAGUUUGGCAUCGCAGAAGGAGCCAGGGAGCGAGGGAGAGGACGAAAAUUCAGGCUCCCCACCAAUAGACUUCUCUCCUUCCAAGUCCCCUCGCGCUCUUACCCAGUUUCCGGAAUCCCAGCGGUUCAAGACGCCAGCCACUGUUGGUAGAAAGAGAAGAUACAAUGGAGAUGUCGUUGACAGCCCCGAGUUGCCUCGCAACCCAUUGUUGCGAGGUGGCGAAGCUCAAGCUCAGGUCAUGGCCCUCAGCCAGGCAUUUGCUGCAACUCAGGCUAACACUUCGCCCUUCGUCGGCAACCCUAAUGGAGAUCUGCCCUCUGACCGUCCUUCGCCGAACAUCGAGCUCCAACCCCGUCCGAUGACCGCUGCGACUUCAUCACCUUUGCGACCCAUGUCCGACUUUAAACGAGCCUCGACAGAACCGGCUUCUCGCUAUGUCUCUAUACAGCAGUCCCAGGCCAUGCGAGAACAGGCUCGUCGAAGACAACUGGAAAUGCUGAACGAGGACGAAGAUUCCGAUCGUGAUAGUUUUGAAGACGAUGAGGAUAGUUUCCUGGACAGAGAGCGGAGACGGCGUGAGCGUGAUCGAAAAAUACAGGCCCAGCUAUCGUCAAUAUCAAAGCAAUCUAUGCGAAGUGUCUCCCUCUCCAAGUCGUCUCCCAUACCUGGACCGAUACGAUCUCCCCCGUCGAGGGCUCCGGCCCUGGACCAACCCAGAAAUCAAAGCGACUCGAGCCCAAUCAAGCGCAAUCGAUACAUCUCAGUCCACGAGAGUGAGGAAGAAACGGAGCAGGAAGACAAUACCUCCGUUGUCGUGACACGCUCGAGCCAGCCGAUAGAGCUGGUCGAUGACGAAGACAAGGAGAAUUUCUCCGAUAGAGCAAGCCAGAUACCUGAAACAACCGCUCGACUUCACCGCAUUAUGAGUGACAUUCCUACUCACGUACAAGAUAGCCCCUUGCUCAGACAUGGCCUCGAGACUCACAGUCACCCGAUUGCUUUCACCGGCUCACAAUUGUUUGCGGUGGCAGAUUCGCAGCCUGAACGACCCAUGAGGCAACGUCAGACAACUACGCAAGUUCCCAGAUCUUCUGCUACUGACGGAGUGCUUGAUUUUGUUCCACAGUCUCCUGCCCUAUCAGCCGGAGGACCUUUCAGUACAAAUCAGAAGGACACGGCUUCGGCGUUGCCUGUGAACCUCUCGAGCGCGGUAGCAGAUGAUCCUCUGUCGCCCGAUGAGGAACCAUCCGCCAUUGUAGUUGACCACGCUGGAUUGAGCUCAUACCCGCGGACACUUCAACCAGCAACCAGCACAGUUCCCGAGACUAGCUCCAACGAGCAACAGAUUCAAAGCGAAAGACAGUCCGAGCCCAAACCUCAGUCCAGGGAUACUGAGAGUAAUGACGCGUUUGACACAGCACCGACUCACAAGCAAACCUCAACCGUAGCCUUUGAACCUGCCGCAACCGAAUUGAGUAGUCCUCCUAUUGUGACGACGCCUCCUGGGAAGCGACGGUUGCGCAUGGCAGAGAUUGCUGCGGAACCAUCACCUCUCAGGUCCCAGGUCAGCUUCAACGCAAUUGAGGCGCUGCAGCUGGACGCGGACUUCCAGAAUCCUUCCCCAAAGAGGACCAACUUCAAAGAAUCAAGGGGUGCGGCUUUGUCUCCUGUCCGCCGAGCAAGUGGUAGACAACAGAGAAACAUAGCCAACGACACAAAUAAGGCUUCUAGCCCGUCGAGUGAUCAGAAUGAGGUGGACCACCCAGAACCAGAAUCAGGAGACGGCCGAUCGGAACAAUUUGUACGAGCCGUGUCACCUGUCUCGACGUACUCGCGGAGGGAAAGAAGGCCAACGGCAAAGGUAUUGAGCGCUUCUAGUACACGGCCUCGAAAUAUGAAUUCGACAGCUCGGGCAUCGGCAUGGGACCUUCAGGACUCGCCACCACAGAAGGCAGUCCCUCUCAUCAAGUCUUCGACAGGUGUGAAAAGGAAAGCAAGAAAUGCCGGUGCACUAGAAGAGGGCCACAGCACAUUAAACAAGAAGCUGAAGGUAGUGAAGGGCCCUGCACCGGAUCCUCCCUUGCCCGAGCGUAUCGAAGGUCAACAAAACAUGCCCGAUCCUCUCCGCUUGCAUCGAUCUGCAAAUUUGAGUGCUGCCCUGACACCACCAGCCGACGUUGAGGCGGCAGAUGAUUCAAGUGAACGGAACAUUGCACCAAAUAUGGUAUUUGCAUGUUUCAUUGGCAAGACCCGUGCCUAUCACCCUGCCAUUUGUCUUGGGCGUCCGAACUCCGACUCGAGCCGAUUUCUGAUUCAGUGGGAAGGAUACGAACCCGAUGAAGUCGAUGAGUCCGGGGUGCGGAGUUUGGACCUGCGUAUUGGUGACCAGGUCAAGAUAGAUAUGCGAGGCUUUCCCAAGGUUUCUCAUAUUAUUCGAGGUUUCGAUGACAAGAUUGUGCAAGGCAACAGUCCCACCAACGGGACUGUGGUGACCGAUAUCCGUGGCUACCAGACGAUCCUAGUCGCUCCAAAGCAAGCGAAAAGGUUGCUUACAGAAGCAUCAGCGGAGAGUGUGAAGAAGGUACCCGUCUCGGCAGUAUACCUGGACAGCAUCAUGUGGGGACAGAUGAAAGAUCGGAUUUACGAGUAUAAGCCUUCGGUCCACGCAGUGCUUUCAUCCGGAAUCUCCACGCCCCUGGAUCGAGCUUCUACACCCAGCACGCCUUCAUCGCGGACUCGUCGAGGCAUAACUGGAACGGGAUCUUUGGCUGCACAAAUCACCGAGCCAACGAAAGGUCUACUCAGUAAGAUGGCGUUUGCGAUUUCAUACGAAGACAGCAGCAGGAGGGGAUAUCUCGUGGAUCUGGUGCAAACCCAUGGUGGCAUCGUCCUGCAGGAGUCCUUCCUCGAUCUCUUUGAACCGGACUCGAUGCAAUUGAAAGACGAAUUUUCUGGCUUUUCGUUCGCUGCUCUUCUUACUGACCGCCAUUCUCGAAAAGAAAAAUACCUUCAGGCUUUAGCUCUGGGGCUCCCUUGCCUCAGUGGGAGGUGGAUCGAAGUUUGCGUCGAAUCUGACCAGGUUGUCGAUUGGACAAGCUACCUUCUCCCCGCUGGAGAAAGUGCUGAGCUCGAAGGCGCUACAAAGUCGCGCAUUCUGCCUUUCUCAGCAAGCGCAGAUGGUUUAAGAGUCAAAGAUAUCAUCGGCCUAAGAUCGAAAAUCUUCAGGGAAUCUCAAGUCAUUGUCGUGAUGGGCAAGGGUAAAGCUGAGGUCAAGCGGCGUCCAUACCUCUCACUCGUGCGCGCCCUGGAUCCGGCCAAAGUUGAGCUGGAGACUGAUCUGACGGCCGUGAAAAUGAGACUGGAAGCUGCUGUGGACGAGUGCGAAACACCAAAAUAUAUCUUCGUGGACGAUCGAGAAGUUGAAGCCGCGCAGGUCGCCUUCCUGACUCCUUCGUCGAGCAAGAGGGCGAGUCAACCUCAGCGCGGUCGCAAGCGAGGCAAGCGACAACAUGAAUGUGCUCAGGAAGAUGACGACGGAAAUGCAACCCCGGAAACGAGCCACUCCGACGUCAAGAUCAAAGUAAUGUGCAACGAGGAUAUCGUGCAGAGUCUAAUCUUGGGGAAGCUGCGAAUUGGAUAA
Molecule: messenger RNA, 4125 nt
Organism: Fonsecaea pedrosoi CBS 271.37
Lineage: Eukaryota; Fungi; Ascomycota; Eurotiomycetes; Chaetothyriales; Herpotrichiellaceae
Exons: 2
Coding region: 1-4125 (1374 amino acids)
Biological process (GO): DNA damage checkpoint signaling; positive regulation of transcription by RNA polymerase II
Cellular component (GO): nucleus
Molecular function (GO): histone binding
Source: RefSeq, a predicted model, not a curated record